Molecule: messenger RNA, 204 nt
Organism: Hymenoscyphus albidus
Lineage: Eukaryota; Fungi; Ascomycota; Leotiomycetes; Helotiales; Helotiaceae
Source: the annotation of a GenBank genome assembly
AUGUCAAGCGGCGAAACACCAUCACAAGGACACUCAGAUGCUAGUGGUCGGACGGCACAUGGCCAGACCUCUUCAAAUAUAUUUGAGGCCAUACCAAGCACAAAGCAAAGAGUAGUUCUAUUUCUAGAGAAGGCGCGAAUUGAGAUAUUGUUGUUUUUGGGAGGAAAGAAAUCUUUGGCCGCUCAGCUCAACUUCGAGUUAUAA